UCCGUUGUAUUCCACGCAAAAUAUCGCAAGCAGCUUAUCCGCCUUUUCUUUGCAGCUCUUUCUCUGCCUCUUUCAUGUCGCCUUUUGCUUCUUUUUGUGAGCAGAACCCCGAACAUCUUCAAAGUUAUUAGUAGAGAAUGGCUCUCUCCUCGUCCACGGCCAAGAUAUCGGAGCUCCCAUUCCAUCGCUCCCUCCCGUGGAGCUCCCGUCCCUCCCUCUCCUUUCUCGGCUUCCGCUUCCGCCUCCUCUUCUCUGUCUCCGCCUCUGCCUCUGGCUCCCUUCGCGUCGCCGAGAGCGGAGGCGAUUCCAACUCCCGGCGGGCCCCGCGGCGGUACCCCUGGGAUGACGCCGCUGCCGCAGCCGACCACGAGGACGGCAAGCGAAACCCUACAACCUCUUCCACCCCCACCCGUUCCCGGCCCCUCUCUGCUCCAUGGCUCCAGCAGUGGGCGCCUCUCGACUCUCUUCCACCUACUCCGUCCCCCAAAAGCGCCUCCGUAGACCGUCCAGCGGAUGGCAGCCCCCAACCGGGUCCGGGUGGUGCGGGUGGCUCCAUCGAGAGGAUCGUGCACCGGCUUCGAAUCCUAGGACUAGGCCACGGCCUCGACGAGAAUGAGGACGUCCUGGCGGCGGAGGAAAUCCCGUUGGACGGGAACGAGCGCUUGGGCGACUUGCUGGAGCGGACAUGGAGCCGGCCCGAUCAGCUGCCCUCUGAUUUUGACGGGACUUUGCUGCCGUGGGAAAGGGAACACAAAGUCCAGGAAGGCCAAGACGGCUCAGCGGAGGAUGGGGUCAAGAGGAAGAGGGUGAAGGCACCGACCCUUGCGGAGCUAACGAUUGAGGAUUCAGAGCUGAGGCGGCUGAGGCGUUUAGGGAUGACACUACGGGAGAGGAUUACGGUGCCCAAGGCUGGGGUAACGCAGGCCAUUGCUGAGAAGAUUCACGAUGCAUGGAGGAAGUCGGAAUUGGUGCGCCUUAAGUUUCACGAAUCACUGGCCCAUGACAUGAAGACGGCUCAUGAACUCGUUGAGCGCCGAACUGGAGGAUUGGUUGUGUGGAGAUCAGGAAGUGUUAUGGUAGUCUAUCGAGGGAAUAAUUAUAAAAGACCUUCAAAAUCUCAAUCUGUAUCCUUGAAAUCUGCUUCCACAAAAUUAUCCUAUGAAGAUGAUUCACUAUUCAUUCCAGAUACCUCAGCUACUGCAAAAUUGAAGGAGAAUGACAAUCAGGUGGCAUCCCUCACUUUGGAACAGGUCAAGCUAUCUCAGUUGAGCCUUGAAUGUGCUGAUAGCGUUACAGAGGAGGAACGAGAAUAUAAUCAGUUACUCGAUGAGCUAGGUCCUCGUUUUCUUGAUUGGUGGGGCACUAGUGUUUUACCUGUGGAUGCUGACUUGCUGCCUGAAGAAAUUUCGGGCUAUAAAACACCAUUUAGAUUGCUCCCUAAUGGAAUGCGAUCACGACUUACGAAUUCAGAGAUGACCAAUUUACGGAAGCUUGCCAGGACUCUUCCUUGUCAUUUUGCACUUGGGAGAAAUAGACAUCAUCAAGGUUUGGCUGCUGCUAUUCUUAAGCUUUGGGAGAAGAGCUUAGUAGUAAAAAUAGCAGUCAAAAGGGGAAUUCAAAAUACUAAUAACAAGCUAAUGGCUGAGGAAUUAAAGAAACUCACAGGAGGAGUAUUGCUUCUCCGAAACAAAUUUUACAUUGUUAUGUACCGUGGGAAGGACUUUCUCCCGACUUCUGUGGCUACUGCUUUGGCUGAAAGGCAGGAAUUGACAGAGGAUACUCAAACUGUAGAAGAGAGGAUAAGAAACAAUCUUAUAGGGGAGUCUUCUGUAGACAAAUUUAAUGGACAUGCUCUUGCUGGCACUUUAGCUGAAUUUGAGCAGGCUCAGGCUCGUUGGGGGAAAAAAAUAACUUUCGAGGUGCAAGAGAAGCUGAAGGAAGAAGCUUCUAGAUCUGACAAAGCCAGACUCUUCAAGAGGAUAGAACAUAAACUUUCAAUUGCCCAAGCAAAGAAAUUGAGAGCUGAGAGAUUGCUAGCUAAAAUUGAAGCAUCCAUGGUUCCAGUAAAUCCAUCUGAUGACCGCGAAAUGAUAACUGAUGAAGAACAGUCUGUGUAUCGGAGGAUUGGUUUGCGAAUGAAGUCAUAUUUGCCUCUUGGUAUUCGUGGUGUUUUUGAUGGUGUAAUUGAAAAUAUGCAUUUGCAUUGGAAACAUAGAGAACUAGUGAAACUAAUAUCAAAACAGAAGACUCUUUCUUUUGUUGAGGACACAGCACGACUGCUGGAGUACGAGAGUGGUGGGAUUCUAGUCGCAAUUGAAAGAGUUCCGAAAGGAUUUGCACUUAUUUAUUACCGUGGAAAAAACUAUCAGAGGCCCAUCAACCUGAGGCCUAGAAAUCUUUUAACAAAGGCUAAGGCAUUAAAGCGUGCAGUUGCAAUGCAGCGCCACGAGGCCCUCAGCCAACACAUAACCGAGCUGGAGAGCACCAUAAAACAGAUGAAAUUUGAGUUGCGUAUCUCAGAAGAUGAUGAAGGAGACACAGAUUAUUCAAGAGAAAAUGAAUCUUGUGUCACUUUCAGCAACAAUCAGAUUGCAGAUGAAGAGGCCUUUACUGAAUCCAGUGAUGAUGAAUAUGGUGAUAUUGCUAAUUAUGAUUGUAGCACUGACAAAAAAUCCGAGGUGUAAUCAAAACUGCUCUACCUACCUAAUUGUAUAUCUGGACAAGACAAAAAGACUUACUGUACAAUCUCUUGUUAAAGAAAUUUAUUAUUUACCUUGUGUUUUUCCUUCUA
This is a messenger RNA of Ananas comosus (pineapple), 2791 nucleotides long. RefSeq names its product CRM-domain containing factor CFM3, chloroplastic/mitochondrial. The record is from RefSeq and is a predicted model, not a curated record. Gene Ontology annotation, biological process: RNA splicing, via transesterification reactions. Bases 138 to 2684 code for a protein of 848 amino acids. The transcript is spliced from 9 exons. Gene Ontology annotation, molecular function: mRNA binding. Lineage: Eukaryota; Viridiplantae; Streptophyta; Magnoliopsida; Poales; Bromeliaceae.